Molecule: messenger RNA, 1107 nt
Organism: Penicillium canariense
Lineage: Eukaryota; Fungi; Ascomycota; Eurotiomycetes; Eurotiales; Aspergillaceae
Product: protein HGH1
Exons: 5
Coding region: 1-1107 (368 amino acids)
Source: RefSeq, a predicted model, not a curated record
AUGCCGACAGAACUUGAAGAUCUGGUGGAGUUUCUUCACCACGGCAAUACGCAGAUUCGACAGAUUGCCUGUGAGAACUUGGUCGGAUUCUCCACGGCCCAGCCGAGCCUCUUUAAACGACACCAACUACUCCCCGUGCGAGACUUAAAGCUUCUGGCCAAAGACUACACGCCCAUUGCGAAGAAUGCAUUGACCAUCCUCAUCAACCUUUCCAGUGACGAGGAGGUGCUGGAGUGCCUGGCCAGCGAUGACGAGUUUCUAGAGAGCCUGCUGAAGAAGCUCAUCAAUGUGAAGGAGCCGAAUGCCGAUGAGUUUGCCAUGCUACUGGCCAAUCUCAUCAAGUCCGAUCACCUCAAGAAACUCCAGACGCUGAAACGCAAAGCCCCGGAGUCGGUCUCCACAUCCGAGAAUGCCAUCGACCAGCUGAUGGAUUGUUUCGUCAAGGGCGCCGAGGGUGGACUCAACAAACACGCCAACUUCGACUACCUGUCCUACCUCUUCGCCGACCUGUCACAGUCCGAGACGGGAAGGUCAUAUUUCACCACACGCCAGGAGUACGACGGGGUAGUCCCCAUCACCAAGCUGACCGUCUUCACGGAACACAAGAGCAACAUUCGGCGGAAGGGCGUCGCAUCGACCAUCAAGAAUGUAGCCUUCGACGUGGCUUCUCAUCCCAUGCUGUUCAGCGAAGAUGAAGCCAACCUGCUACCCUAUCUGCUGCUCCCAAUCGCGGGGCCCGAGGAAUUCCCGGAUGAUGAGAUGAUGUCGAUGCCGCCGGAUCUCCAAUUGUUGCCCCCCGACAAGCAGCGCGACAGCGACAACACGAUCAUCACCACCCAUCUGGAGACCUUGCUCCUCUUGACCACGACUCGGGAGGGCCGGGAGAAGAUCCGUGCCGCGCAGGUGUAUUCCUUUGUCCGGGAAUGUCACCUCCAUGUGGAGGAUGAGGAGGUGCGGGAGGCCUGCGACCGACUAGUGCAAGUGAUUAUGCGAGACGAGGAAGGCGAGAGCGAGCAGACUGAUGCCGAACUGGCAAAGGCCCAAAAGCAGAUCGAAGGGGCGCCGCCGGCGCAGGAUGAGGAUGAGAAGGUGGUGGAGCUGUUCUAA